This is a messenger RNA of Scomber japonicus (chub mackerel), 783 nucleotides long. It is a transcript of the gene six7, whose product is annotated as SIX homeobox 7. The transcript is spliced from 3 exons. The record is from RefSeq and is a predicted model, not a curated record. Gene Ontology annotation, cellular component: transcription regulator complex; nucleus. The coding region runs from base 1 to 783 and encodes 260 amino acids. NCBI's taxonomy places the organism in Eukaryota, Metazoa, Chordata, Actinopteri, Scombriformes, Scombridae. Gene Ontology annotation, molecular function: DNA-binding transcription factor activity, RNA polymerase II-specific; RNA polymerase II cis-regulatory region sequence-specific DNA binding. Gene Ontology annotation, biological process: regulation of transcription by RNA polymerase II; eye development.
AUGUUCCCGCUGCCGAUGUUCACGCCGGACCAGGUCGCUCGGGUGUGCGAGAACUUGGAGGAGACCGGGGACAUCGAGCGCCUCGGACGGUUCCUCUGGUCUCUGCCGGCCGCCGUCCCCGGCUCCGCGGGGGAAGCCCUGAACCGACACGAGUCCGUGAUGCGAGCGAGAGCCCUGGUCGCCUUCCACGGUGGGAACUUUGAGGCUCUUUACCAAAUCCUCCAGAGCCACCGGUUUACUCGCGAGUCUCACGCCAAACUUCAGGACCUGUGGCUGGACGCGCACUACCGGGAGGCGGAGAGGCUCCGGGGCCGACCGCUCGGACCGGUGGAGAAGUACCGGAUCCGCAAGAAGUUCCCCCUGCCCCGCACCAUUUGGGACGGGGAGCAGAAGACCCACUGUUUUAAGGAGAGGACUCGCAGUUUGCUGAGAGAGUGGUACCUCCAAGAUCCCUACCCCAACCCGUCCAGGAAACGCCACUUGGCCCAGGCCACGGGACUCACACCUACACAAGUGGGCAACUGGUUCAAGAACCGCCGCCAAAGAGACCGCGCCGCAUCUGCAAAAAACAGACUGCAGCAGGAUUCCUCCCUCCUGCCCUCUGGGAGCUCCCCCGAAAGCUCCCAUCAGGAGCGUCGCCACCACCCCCACUUACUGCCUAACUCACCUCGCCACUUGGGCAGCCCAGAGGCCAGCGACUGUAGCACAGGGACCGAGCAUCGGGGAACGGGCGCCUCCACCCCGGAUAUCUCCGUCAGCAGCGACAGCGAGUUUGAAUCUUGA